This is a messenger RNA of Phytophthora sojae, 840 nucleotides long. RefSeq lists its product as hypothetical. The record is from RefSeq and is a predicted model, not a curated record. Gene Ontology annotation, biological process: retrograde vesicle-mediated transport, Golgi to endoplasmic reticulum. Gene Ontology annotation, cellular component: membrane; Golgi apparatus. The transcript is spliced from 8 exons. NCBI's taxonomy places the organism in Eukaryota, Oomycota, Peronosporomycetes, Peronosporales, Peronosporaceae. The coding region runs from base 1 to 840 and encodes 279 amino acids.
AUGCUGCUGCUGUGGCUCAUCGGCGCGGUGUUCACCCCCGCGGAGGAGAAGGGCGGGGUGCUGGCGCUUGUGAUUCUGCGCCACAUCCGGCCGUGGGUCUACAUCACCGCCGGCUUCUACCACCCGUACCUCGUCCAGCUGGCGUUCGUCCUGCCGCUGGCCUUUGGACUGGCGAAGCGGGUGGAGCCUGAUCUCGGCGCUCUCAACCUCGUGCGUCUGCUGUUGUUUGCCAACACUGCGGCGGCGGUCGUGCUGUUCGUGAACCUCUUCGUGCUGUACAUCAUCUUCCGGAACCCCGUCUACCUGGAGGCGAGUUUCUCGGGCUUCACGGGUGGAAUCACCGCGUUGCUGGUGGCCUUCAUGAAGCCGGCGCCAUUUGCAACCGCACCGUUGUUCCCGGGUUUCUAUCCGCUGGUGGCGAGUACCGUUUUCACGUUCUGCACUAUGGCCGGCAUGGCCUUCUCAGCUGUCCCGUCGGUUAGCCUCAUGCUACUGAGUGCUGGGCCCUUCUCGGUUCUGGGAGGCUACUUUGGGUGGUACUACCUGCGCUUCCUCAACAAGAACCGCGACCAGACUGUUGGGGACGUACCGCUUGUUGGACCCCUCGCAAACUUCUGCUUCAGCGUGGUCAAGCUCUGCGGAUUCUUCAAGAAGCGGACUGCGCAGAAGCCCAAAAUGCUCCCAAUCCUUACGGAGAUCAAGAAUGACCCGAUCGCUGAGCGUCGAAAAGCGCGUGCGAUGAAGGCGCUGGACGAGAAGUUGGCUAAGCUAGCUCACGCUCGCAAUGACAACGGACACUCGUCACUGUUGUCUGUGGACGUGGCUGAUGACGAGAACUAA